CUCCGCUCUCCGCCGCCUCUAGUCCCUGACGACUGACGUGCCCAUGCGCCGAGGAGACGUUCCACCGGCAAGAUGGUGCUCUCGUUCAUUCUGAUCCAGAACCGGCAGGGGAAGACAAGACUGGCGAAAUGGUAUGCGCCGUACAGUGAUGAAGAGAAAGUCAAGCUCAAGGGCGAGGUGCACCGCCUUAUAGCGCCGCGCGACCAAAAGCACCAAUCCAACUUCGUCGAGUUCCGCAACAUGUCCAAGAUCGUGUACCGGCGGUACGCAGGCCUGUUUUUCUGCGCCUGCGUCGAUACGAAUGAUAAUGAGUUGGCGUAUCUGGAGGCGAUACAUUUCUUUGUGGAGGUGUUGGAUGCGUUUUUUGGGAACGUGUGUGAGCUGGAUUUGGUGUUUAACUUCUACAAGGUGUAUGCGAUCCUCGACGAAGUGUUCCUAGCGGGCGAGAUUGAAGAGACGAAUAAGCAGGUUGUGUUGACGAGGUUGGCACACUUGGACAAGCUGGAGUAGACGACAUACGGAGGGUACAAUGAAAGCCUCAAGACCAUGACCGCCGUCAGAUGAUCGACUCGAGAAAGCCCGAGUACGACAGACGACUGAAGACGCCGUCCGAGGCAUCGACACAGAGCGAGUCCGUCCACACCGAAGCACAGCAUAGCACGACAACGAGCAUGCAAAUGUGAGUUGCGUGCAGCGAUAGCGCGAGAGAUAGCAUGGUAGCCUGCACAGUGCUAUGAACAAAUUUGGCUGCGCGCAU
Macroventuria anomochaeta is the source of this 757-nucleotide messenger RNA. RefSeq names its product AP-2 complex subunit sigma. The transcript is spliced from 5 exons. Gene Ontology annotation, cellular component: AP-2 adaptor complex; intracellular membrane-bounded organelle. The record is from RefSeq and is a predicted model, not a curated record. Bases 73 to 510 code for a protein of 145 amino acids. NCBI's taxonomy places the organism in Eukaryota, Fungi, Ascomycota, Dothideomycetes, Pleosporales, Didymellaceae. Gene Ontology annotation, biological process: protein transport; clathrin-dependent endocytosis. Gene Ontology annotation, molecular function: clathrin-cargo adaptor activity.